CCGCGGAACUGCUCCAGCGGCGCGCGGAGCCCACGGGGCACUAUGAACGAAGAGGAGCAGUUUGUAAACAUUGAUCUGAAUGACGACAACAUUUGCAGUGUUUGUAAACUGGGAACAGACAAAGAAACCCUCUCCUUCUGCCACGUUUGUUUUGAGCUAAAUAUUGAGGGAGUACCAAAAUCAAAUCUCCUGCACACCAAAUCACUAAGGGGCCAUAAAGACUGCUUUGAAAAAUACCAUUUGAUUGCAAACCAGGAUUGUCCUCGAUCUAAACUUUCAAAAAGUACUUAUGAAGAAGUUAAAACCAUUUUGAGUAAGAAGAUAAACUGGAUUGUACAGUAUGCACAAAAUAAGGAUCUGGAUUCUGAUUCUGAAUGUUCUAAAAAUCCCCAGCAUCACUUGUUAAAUUUCAGGCAUAAGCCAGAUAAGAAGUUACUCCCACAGUUUGACUCCCAAGUUCCAAAGUAUUCUGCGAAGUGGAUAGAUGGAAGUACAGGCGGGCUCUCAAACUGUUCACAAAGCAUAUUGGAGCACAGGGGAAAUACAGACUUCGAGCUUGCAAUGUUGCAAGAUUCAGGUGCCACUCUAUGCCACAACAGUGUAUUGUGGCCUCACAGUCACAACCAGGCACAGAAAAAAGAAGAGAUAAUCUCUAAUCCAGAGGCUGAUGUCCGGACCCAGCAUCCACGGUACAGCAGAGAGGAAUUGAAUUCGAUGACUCUUGGUGAGGUAAAGCAACUGAAAGCAAAGCUCCGACAGGAAAUACAGGAAGUUUUUGAAGAGUUGACACAUCAAGUUCAAGAAAAAGAUUCUUUGGCCUCAGAGCUCCAUGUCCGCCACGUUGCCAUCGAACAGCUUCUCAAGAACUAUUCCAAGUUACCGUGUCUGCAAGUGGGGCGAACAGGAAUGAAGUCACACCUACCCAUGAACAACUGAACUAAACUUACACUUACUUCCUUUGCCCUCAUGCCCCUACCAUUUAUUGGUCUGCUAGGCAUGCCAACUUUGAAGACGUGGAAGAAAGUUAAACAGUCCAUUUUUUUAUGGUCAUUAAAUUUGCAAAGCUGAAGGCAGUAUUUAACAUCUUUGUCAAAUAAAGCAGAUCAUUACA
Enhydra lutris kenyoni (northern sea otter) is the source of this 1111-nucleotide messenger RNA. Its product is annotated as chromosome unknown C21orf91 homolog. The record is from RefSeq and is a predicted model, not a curated record. The coding region runs from base 43 to 936 and encodes 297 amino acids. NCBI's taxonomy places the organism in Eukaryota, Metazoa, Chordata, Mammalia, Carnivora, Mustelidae. The transcript is spliced from 5 exons.